This is a messenger RNA of Penaeus indicus, 5881 nucleotides long. Its product is annotated as neurobeachin-like. Gene Ontology annotation, molecular function: protein kinase binding. The transcript is spliced from 23 exons. The annotation marks the transcript as partial. Lineage: Eukaryota; Metazoa; Arthropoda; Malacostraca; Decapoda; Penaeidae. Gene Ontology annotation, cellular component: cytosol; membrane. The record is from RefSeq and is a predicted model, not a curated record. Gene Ontology annotation, biological process: intracellular protein localization.
AUGGGUGACGGUUUCUGUCUUGUCUUACAGAGUCAGUUCCGGUUCGACAAUGAGAGUUAUCUUCAGCUGCCGGAGAACCACAGACGGCAGGUGUUGUAUGAUGGCAAAUUGGCAUCAGCACUUGUCUUCAUGUACAACCCAGUAGCAACAGAUUCCCAGCUGUGUCUUCAGUCUGCUCCGAAGGGAAACCCGUCCUACUUUGUUCACAAUCCCCACGCUCUCAUGCUGCAGGAUGUGAAGGCAGUGGUAACACACAGUAUCCACAGUACCCUAAACAGCAUGGGUGGGAUCCAGGUAUUGUUUCCCCUCUUUCAGCAGCUAGACUUGCCACAUGACACCCCACCAGCCAUCAAUGAUUAUUAUAACACCAACAAAGAUCCUUCACUUGGGUCAACAUUAGUGGGAUUCAUUUGUGAGAUGGUUGAGAGCUGCAACACUGUUCAGCAACACAUGGUACAGAACCGUGGCUUUCUAGUAAUCUCCCACCUCUUACACCGCGCCUCCCGCCACCACGUGACCAUGGAGGUCCUCACUGCCUUCCUAAAGCUCACAAAGUUCCUUGUCACGUGUCCGAAUUCUAACUCUGAUUUACUUCUAAAACAGCUUCUAGACCACAUCCUCUUCAACCCAUCCUUGUGGAUUUAUUCCCCGGUGGCAGUUCAAAUGCGCUUGUAUACCUACUUGGCCACAGAGUUCCUCUCAGACACACAGAUCUAUGGCUCUGUGCGUAGAGUGUCAACAGUCUUGCAAACAAUGCACACACUGAAGUACUACUAUUGGGUUGUCAAUCCAAGAGACAAGAGUGGAAUAAAUCCCAAAGGCCUUGAUGGUCCUCGGCCAAGUGAAAAAGAUGUUGUGAGCCUGCGUGCAUACAUGCUGCUGUUCCUAAAGCAGCUGAUCAUGAUUGGAAAUGGUGUGAAGGAAGAUGAGUUGCAAGCAAUUCUCAACUUUCUGUCAACAAUGCAUGAGGAUGAAAACCUCCAUGAUGUUCUCCAGAUGCUCAUGUCCCUCAUGUCAGAACACCCAUCUUCCAUGGUUCCAGCCUUCGACGCUAAGCAUGGAGUUCGUACAGUUUUCAAACUCCUUGCUUCAGAGAGCCAGUUGAUCCGGCUUCAGGCUCUCAAGCUGCUUGGGUACUUCCUCUCCAGAUCCACUCACAAGCGCAAGUACGAUGUCAUGAACCCCCACAACCUGUACACACUUCUUGCCGAGAGACUACUGGUGCAUGAGGAAACGCUCACCUUACCAACCUACAAUUGUCUUUAUGAGAUUCUAACUGAGCACAUCAGUCAGCAAGUCAUGUAUUGCAAGCAUCCAGAACCAGAAUCACACUACCGUCUAGAAAACCCAAUGAUCCUGAAAGUUUGUGCAACUUUGAUUCGCCAAAGCAAACCCUCUGAUUCAUUAAUGGAGGUGAAGAAACUGUUUUUGUCAGAUAUGACAUUACUCUGUAAUAACAAUAGAGACAACAGGAGAACAGUGUUACAGAUGUCAGUAUGGCAGGAAUGGCUCAUUGCACUGGCAUACAUCCACCCCAGAACAACAGAAGAACAGAAGAUCAGUGACAUGGUCUACUCCCUGUUCCGCAUGCUGCUCCAUCAUGCCAUCAAGUUUGAAUAUGGGGGCUGGAGGGUUUGGGUUGACACACUGGCCAUUGUUCAUUCUAAGGUAUCAUAUGAAGAAUUCAAACUCCAGUUCGCUCAGAUGUAUGAGCAGUAUGAGAGGCAUCGGUCAGAUAACAUCACUGACCCAGCUAUCCGGCAACAGAGGCCAAUCUCUACCAUCUCAGGCUGGGAUCAGGCGGCAAGCAGACAGUACUAUGUAAACACAGAUGUGUACCCCAAUGGCAGUGGAACAGAGAUUGUAGGAGAAAAAAUGCCAGCUGUUGAAAAUGGGAAAGUUUCCAGCACACCUGAACCAGUUCAAGAACUUCCCAAAGAUAUAGAAACUGACUUAGCAUUAAAGGAGAGAAGUCAGGGCAUCAAGAUAACAGAGGAAAAAGAGCAGCUUCACCAGCAGCAUCUUCAGAAACCUUUGGAAGAAGCAGAGCCCAAAGAGGACAAGAGUCUAGGUUACAGUUUGGGUAGUGUUAGUGGAGGUAAUGCACUAAAGGCAGAAGACAAGGGUGAACCUUCUCAUAGUGCCAUAGAACGGACUUUAGAGACCACCUCCUCAUCAGAUCUAAAACCUUUAGAAACCAAUCCAACAACUGUGCAAAUCCAAGGAGAAGUUAGUAUAUCUGAUCCAGAUGAUUUUAGGUGUAAUGAAAUGCUCAACACUAGCAGUGUAGAGGUAGAUACCCUGGAUAACAGACAUUUGGAUAAUAAAACCAUAGAGGAGUGUGGGGAGAAGAGUGAAAAGAAAGUAGCAGAGGAGGAGAAGGAUAAAACAACGAAAGAAAAGGAGGGCAUGAAAAUUGAAGAUGUUGCCAGAGAAGAUCCUGAUACACCAAAGAAAGGUGAAAGAAGCACAGCAGAUGAGGAAAGCAAGUCAGAUGAAGAAGAGAAGAAAGAUGAAGACAAGCAAGAAGGAUCAGAUACAGAAAAUGUGGAAACCAAGGCUACAGUCAUUCCACCAGUGGAGAAGCCGGAGAAAGAAGAAACAUCUGACACCACAUCUGACGAGAAGCCCAAAAGUAGUGAAGAGAGCACUGCAGAUGUAAAAGGAGAGGAGACACAAAGAGAAAAAACUCCUGAUACCUCUGAUGGAACUGAGGUAGUUGAAACAAAGGAAAAAGUUGAGGAUGAACAAAAAGAAAAACCUAGAGAAGAGGAGAAAGAAGGAACAAAGGAGGAAACUGACAAAGUGAAAGAAAUUGAAGAAGGAGGAAGUGCUGAAGAGAAUGAAAGUUCAGAAAUUCCUGAAGUAGCACUUCCAGCACCUCCUCAGCAACCAAUGAUUGCAACUAUCUCAGGAAGCUUACAUGAGAAGGAUAAAUGUGAGAAAGAGAGGGGAGUGAAGGAAACUGAUGAGGAAGGUGAAGUUCAAGUGGUUGAUGUUGUUGGCAAAAGUUCAGAAGCAAAGGAGGAAACUGAAGAAAAGGACUCAAAUCAGGCUCCUGUAAAUGAUGUACAGGAAGUCUCAUCAGUGGAUAAUACUAAGCAGAUAAAUACUGAAGAAAAAACAAAGGAAACACUGAGUGACAACAAAAGCAUAGCCCCUGAACUAAAGGCUUCUGAAAGACAAAAUGAUAGCAUAGAGGGACAGCCACCUUUAGUUAGUAAUAAAGAUACUGAUGUAGAAGAAACACCAGUGUCAGAUGUUCCACCAGACACAUCAAAAAUAGAAAUAUCUGCCUCUGAAGGUUUAUUAACCCUACCUUCUAAAGCCUGUGAUAAUGUACAAACCACUGCUAAUUCUGCCUCUUCCCCUGCAGCUUCUAGUCCUGUUAGUAGUGCUGUUACAACUCCCAAAAAAGACUUGUUGACUCAAAGUACCAGUCAGACUUUAGCUGAAGACAAACAAGAGCAGACCAAGAUUGAAGUACAAUUGACAAAUAAAGAAGUACAAGAUUCCACUGUGGAAGAUUUGCAAUCAAGCAUGGAAGAGGUUCUCUGUUCCCCAAGUAAAGAUGGUAAUUGUGAACCUGCAUCAUCAGAUAUAGAGGUUCAGGAUUCACCCAUUACAAUGGUUCAUAGUUCCUCAUGUACAGAGACUGAAGGUACUCCCAAGAAGGACAUGUCAGUUAUACCAGGCACAAACAAAAGCACAGAAAAACAGGGACAACUUGAUCAUACCACAGAAAGAACCUAUCCAGAGACUGUGGAGGGGGUGCCCAAUGCUCUUGUUCCUGAAGAGCAACCAUCCCAGGUGGCUACUCCUGCUUCAAGUUCCAGACACAGGCCCAGGGAUAAAGAAUCCCAGACAGAGGAAACUGGAGAUGAUGAUAUAGAUAGAUUAGAGGCAGAAGAUAUCCUUCAGGUACAGGUUGAAGCUGGCGAAAAUGCACUUCCUCCUGUAGAGGAUGACAAGGAGAUGGAAGCCAAGAUGGUGGAAGAAAACUCCAUUGUAAAAAGCAGUGAAGUGGAAAGAUUAUCAAAAGACCAAGUUGAUCUUGGUUUGAAAAGACAUGGAAUUUCAUUGACAAAUCAAGCAAAUGCAGAAAAGGAAAAAGACAGACAGAGUGAAUCAGAACGCAAGUCAGCAUCAGUCUCCCGAAGUUCCUCUAUUGGUUCUUCACAGUCCCAUUCUCGCCAGAUAUUCUCCUCAGGACCUACACGGCCACCUUUCAGAAUUCCAGAGUUCAGGUGGUCAUACAUUCACCAGAGACUUUUGUCAGAUGUGUUAUUCUCCUUAGAAACUGAUAUGCAAGUGUGGAGAAGCCACUCCACAAAGAGUGUACUGGACUUCGUAAACAAUAGUGAAAAUGCCAUCUUUGUGGUUAACACAGUUCACCUCAUAUCUCAGCUGGCAGACAAUCUCAUUAUUGCUUGUGGUGGCCUCUUGCCAUUAUUAGCAUCAGCUACCUCACCUAAUAAUGAGUUAGAUGUGUUGGAGCCAACACAAGGGAUGGGAGUAGAAGUGGCUGUGUCCUUUUUGCAUCGAUUAGUUAACAUGGCAGAUGUCCUUGUGUUUGCUUCAUCACUCAACUUCUCGGAACUGGAAGCAGAGAAAAACAUGUCAAGUGGAGGCAUUCUCAGACAGUGUUUACGACUGGUUUGCACAGUUGCUGUGAGAAAUUGUCUGGAGUGUCGCGAAAGGACACGCCUUCAGGAUGCUAAUGGGGCAAGUGGCAAUGGCAUCAAACCUGUUAGUAAAUCAAGACACAUUCACUCUCUUAUAAGGGGAGCUCAGGCAUCUCCGAAGAACAUAGUUGAGAACCUGGGUACACAGAACAGUCCAGUUAGAGACCCAGAGAAACUUCUCCAGGAUAUGGAUGUCAACAGACUCAGGGCUGUUAUAUAUCGUGAUGUGGAGGAAACCAAGCAAGCACAGUUCCUGUCAUUAGCCAUUGUUUAUUUUAUCUCGGUGCUGAUGGUAUCAAAGUAUAGGGACAUCCUGGAACCUCCCACCAACGCUCCCUCCUCUCCUCCCCCACCUCCCCAGACAGCUCACACCAAUGGGGCAUUCACACAACACCAUUUCUCAGGUACCGAGCGCACAGGAGAAGUUGAUGAGGAUGGUGAAUAUGAGGUUAUUGUUGUAGAUCAACAUAAUUCCUCCAUUCUGGCAUCAGACCCCUGUUCCACUGCCUCCUCAGGACCCCCAUCUCUUAAGUCUAACCACACUCUAGGAACUGGUCCUGUUCCUAAGUAUGGUUGUAAUGCGUAUGGGGCUAAGGUUACCAAACCUGUAGCUCGCAACAACAUGAUAAACCCCAAGGGCUCUGAAGUUGGUGAAGCUGGAAGUGAUGUUGGAUCAGCAGCUGUCAGCCUUAAUGAGGAACAGAAUGCACAGCCGACUGAUGAUGCUUGGACUGAUGUCAACCUCAAUGAUGGAACACCUGAUGAAGUUGACACCAAAUCCCAGAAAUCUGUGUAUGGUGUAGGAGAGACAAGUGAGGUGACACAGCAACAGCAGCUUUCUACACAGCAGCAAGUAGUACCACCCCAGAUGCCACCACCUCAAUCUCUGUCACAGCAAGACCCACAGCAGCAGCUCUCUGGCCAGAUUUCAGUGCUCUCAUCUCCGUCCAACAUGCCUGAUCCAGUGACAUCCUCGGUGAAGCACCAUCGACCAGAAGACCUCAACAUCAAGCCUUUCCUUCACUCAGACUUACCAAUCCCGACCCCAUCGCGUGAAGCCUCCCUCACCCAGAAACUGGAGAUGGCUUUAGGGUCGGUGUCUCCUCUAUUAAGGGAGAUCAUGGUGGACUUUGCCCCAUUCCUAUCCAAGACGCUGGUGGGCUCCCAUGGACAAGAGCUCCUCAUGGAAGGUAAAG